AUGCCGUCCACAAAGCAGCAACGUGCCCGCCGCCAAACUGCACCUUCGGGCCCGCCGCGGAAGCCAACAGCCAACGAAACUCGAGCGAACCCCGACUCGGCGCAAGAACAGCCUUCCAAUCUGCUUCAAUGGACUAUUCCUUGCUGGAAUAAUGAACUUGAAUUCUCUCAAUGGCUCAAUGGAGUCAAAGACGAUCUGGUCGAGGAGAGCUACGAUCAAUAUCAGUACGUGUUCGCCAGCGGGGCAGGAAACUGUCUUGAUGAAUUACAGCAGUCGAAGGAGCAUAUCGACGAGAUCUUGACGAGCACCCUUACUCUCCUAGAGGAUCUAUCGAAUCUUUCCGAAUCCUUUAAAUCCGUCGAAUCGCAAACGUCCAAUUUCGAGAAACAAUGCGAAGGACUCCUGUCCGCCCAGGAGCGAGACACCAAACUCGCGAAUGGAAUCCAGACCAAUCUCCAUUAUUAUGACUUCCUUGACCCGGCAUCUCGUCGCCUCAAUGCUCCUGGAGCUGGAAGCACCGUCCGUGAUCCGGAGUUCUCAGAUAUGCUUAAACGUCUUGAUGUCUGCUUAGACUAUAUGGAAACACACAAGCCGAGAUUUAUCGCUCCCGAUACCGUCUUCUCCUUUACCCGUGCUUUGACCCUUAUCCGGGGCAAUUUUGUAUCUAACCUAAAGGACGUCUACCAGAAUGUCGCGAAGAAGAUCUCAGAUCAAAGCCUCAACGAUACUGCACUAUCUGCACUCCUCUACGCAAAAUUCAGGGUCGCGGCCCCUGAAAUGAAGCGGAUUGGGAUCGAAAUCCAAAAAAGAGCCGUCCCACCACUCAACCCAGACCAGAGCAACGAAGCUGAAUACCAGAGCUUGAUGAACGAGCUCCACAGCAACUACUCGGCUACGCGAGCUCGUCUAGUUGUUCCAAUUGUUCGCAAGAAGCUCGCCGCCAUCUCACAAGUCCCAAGCUCGUCGAAUGAUUUGGUCUCAUUUGCCAGAUUCGGAAUAAGCUACAUUCGAGGUAUUUGCUUGGAUGAAUACGACCUAUGGAGAGAAUGGUUCCAUGGACAAGGAGGCCUGUAUGACUUUCUUGAAACCAUUUGCGAGCCUCUUUACGACCAUCUCGGGCCGCGCAUUAUCCGUGAGACGGAUAUUAUCAAUCUUUGCCAGCUCUGCACUUUGCUCCAGACUCGAUACUUUUCGGAUCCCGAGGAAGAGCCAGAUAUGGCGGACACCAAUCAGCUUGAUUUUGCUACAUUGAUUCAGCCAGCACUGCAAGACGUUCAAGACCGUUUGGUGUUCCGUGCCCAGGCAGUUUUACGUGAUGAGAUCGAGCGAUACAAGCCCCGCCCCGAAGACGUCGACUAUCCUAUGCAUAGCAAGCAGGUUUCAUUGACCGUGACCGACACUCAGAUCUCAGGCAAGAAGGACACUACGGCGGAUGGCAUGAUUGAUAUGACAAAAUCGGAAAAUGAGGAUGCCAGGAACAGCCCUCCAGAGAAGGACGGAAAGUGGGAUUUUGAGACUCAGACUGCGCUCAAAGGUUGGUAUCCGACACUCCGCAAAGCGAUAUGGCUCCUCAGCCGUAUCUAUCGCUUGGUUAAUUCUACCGUUUUUGAUGACCUAGCGCAUCAGAUCGUCCACCAAACCACCUUGUCCCUCCACAACGCUAGUAUCAUCAUCUCUACCAAAUCCACUCCAGCGGACGGGCAGCUAUUUCUCAUGAGCCAUCUCCUCAUCCUCAAACAGCAGAUCGUCGCUUUCGAUAUUGAAUACGUUGCUCCUGAGGUCUCACUUGAUUUCUCUGGCGUGACUAGUACGUUCUUCGAGCUUCGUGAACGUGGUGGGCUUUUUAACCCACGAAAUCUCAUGCGCCUUGUCGGACACGGCCUGUUACCACGGGUAGUGGAGAACAUGCUCGACGCUAAAGUUGAGCUUGACGGCCGUCUGCGAACCGUCAUCAAUGAUUUCGUCAACGCCUUUGCUGCUCGCAUGACAGCUUCUCUACCGACUAAAUUUGUUGACACGCGUAACCUGCAGCGGGGAGAGUUGAUCUUUCCGUCCUGCCACACUAUCGAGAAGGAAGUCCCUGCUCUGCGGAAGGUGCUGAAUGCCUAUAUCGAUGACACUCGCAUGAAGGAGACUCUCGUGGGAGCCGUGCAAGACCGCACGAUCCAGAUCUACGAAGACUUCCUCGAAAAGUACAAUGCUUCAGGCAAAGGCCAGCCAGUCAGCAAGAAAGGGAAGGGUCGCGAUGAUGCUGUUUGGGAUGUUGAUACAUUCGCCGAGUGGUGCGAGGGUGUCUUCCGAGUUGGCGUUGCUGGGCUGCAGGCAGAACAGGGGGAUGAUGAUGACGACGACCUGCUGAGUACUAGCUCAUAG
Messenger RNA from Penicillium chermesinum, 2373 nucleotides. Its product is annotated as Golgi transport complex subunit COG3. The transcript is spliced from 4 exons. Gene Ontology annotation, biological process: cytoplasm to vacuole targeting by the Cvt pathway; Golgi organization; intra-Golgi vesicle-mediated transport. The record is from RefSeq and is a predicted model, not a curated record. Lineage: Eukaryota; Fungi; Ascomycota; Eurotiomycetes; Eurotiales; Aspergillaceae. Bases 1 to 2373 code for a protein of 790 amino acids. Gene Ontology annotation, cellular component: COG complex; cis-Golgi network; membrane.